UCACCAGUUCCGCCUGGGGUGUGCACUGAGUCGCCGGUACAUGGAGCCGCAGGAUGGACUGGACAACGAUUGUGACGGUCUAGUGGACGAGGAGGCUCAUAACAACAGGAGUGAUGACUUCGAUGACUUAGUGGACGAAGAUUUGGGUGUAGUUGAUGGCCAAUGGUCACCUUGGUCUGUCGGCCUUGUGUGCUCAGUCCAAUGUGCUGGGACAGGCGAGCUGGUUUAUCUCAGGAGCUGCACCAACCCCGAGAAGAGCCGUGACGGCCGGGACUGCCAGGGGCCUGCCACACGUUCUGGGGACGGGGUAGACGGGGUCUGCUACAGCCGUCAUAUCAAGUGUCCAUCAGCGUGUGAGAACGGAACGUGGGGCUACGACUGUGUCUAUCCCUGUCCCCCGGGCUGCCAGGAUGUGUGUGACAAAGUGACGGGCCGCUGCCGGACCUGUAAACACGGCUACGACCUCUCGCCCGACCGGAUGUGCGGUCAAGGUCAAGAUGCUGACAUGAAUCUACAGCCGCUGGGUGAUAACCAGAACAGCAAAGAAGAGUCUCUGAUCUCUGACAGUGAGUCUCCCGGAUGGAUGAUAUACACAACUGUUGUCAUUAUAGCAAUCCUCAUCUUCGUGGGAAUAGCAUAUGAGAUCUACAAAAGGCUAAGGAAUAGUCUCCAAGGCAGAUCUGUCGGCUCCAUGUUCAAUAAAAAAGGCGAUGAUGACGACGACAGUGACGAUGAAGACGCCUCUGUGGCCCCGUCUCGUUCGACCAGCAAACAAAAGACGUAGGACAUCAACCUAUAGGACAUCAACCUGUAGGACAUCAACC
Molecule: messenger RNA, 824 nt
Organism: Physella acuta
Lineage: Eukaryota; Metazoa; Mollusca; Gastropoda; Physidae
Product: thrombospondin-1-like
Source: RefSeq, a predicted model, not a curated record